CGCUUGAUGAAUAAAUUGUUGAAGCAUAUCAUAUUAUACAUUUAAGAAAAAGGUUCAUAUUUACCUUCUUGUCAGCAUAGUUUGUUGUUCCCCCGGCAUUCGGCAACCGCAAUGGAAGUGGACAAACGGACUACCACCAUAUGCACAGUCGUCGCCAUUGAUCACACCGCCUUGUAUUACACAGUGUGUUCCUUCUGCGAGAGAGCUCUCCCCGAAACCAACACCGCGCCGCCGUCCGUAACUCACUGCGAUCACUGCAAUUUCACUAGAAAUACUAGUGCUGUUCCUCAUCGCGGCGGCGGCUCUACUUCUCAUCCUUCUUCUAAACGAUUAUUUCGCGUCCUCAUGUCCGUAGCGACAGAGACGAAGGUGUUUGAGGUGGUGAUGUUUGACAGGGCUGCUAGGGUUCUCUUUGGUUGCUCUGCUCAAGAUUUCGCCGAUUUCGCCAAGCUUCAUCCCUUUUCCGGUGAGACUGCGAGUAAGAUUCUGGAGGGAGAGAUGUUGAAGGUGACACUUUCAAAACCCAAGAAUGGCAAUGCACAACAUCAACGAGUUGUAUCGGUUGUUCCUUUGAAAUCUGGCUUUCGUCCUGUAAUUGAUACAUUGAGGGAAUUACAUGGAGUAAGACCUGAUUGUUAAAUACCCAAUGUUCUUCAUGCUUAAACAUUCUCACUUUUAUUGUUUACAUUAUUUCUUAAUACUCACAACAUUACUACACAGUUUUAUUUUUUUAUCUUUGUGGUAACUGGUAAAGUAAGCUUUCCCUCUAUCCACAUCUUUAACAUCUGCAAUGAAG
Lactuca saligna is the source of this 796-nucleotide messenger RNA. The record is from the annotation of a GenBank genome assembly. Lineage: Eukaryota; Viridiplantae; Streptophyta; Magnoliopsida; Asterales; Asteraceae.